UCUUCAUAGACGCGACUUUCGCAAGCCCUCACCCUGCCAGAUAUCACAUAAGAGACAAAGAGAAGCGCUUUUGUUUUCGAACGCUGAUCUUGGAAAAGACGCGCAUACGGCCAUUUCGAACUUUUUAAGCGCGAUCAACCUGCGAAGUGGUGGCUGGAAGAGCAAGCAACAAUGGACGACGACGACGAUCUCUACGGCCCCUCGGAGACGACAAUUGAGCAGCAAAAGGACCUAAAGAAAGAAGACGAUGGAGCAAGCGACGACGAGCCCAUGGACGAGGGCGCCGACUCUGGUGACGAAGAGGACGAAGAUAGUGAAUCCGACCUCGAGAUCAUCAUAGACAAGCCCGUAACAGCGCCUAAGCCCUCCACCCAACAACCCCCCCAAGAAUCAAAAGCCAUAAAGAUCGAAGCACCACCCCGCCACUCCACCACCCCCUCGCAAGCCCCCUCCCAACCACCCCCCAAAACCGCCGUCCUAACAAUCUCCGCCCAAAACGGCGCCGCCUACCCACCCCAACGCACAUCCACCAUCGACGUAAACGGCGACCCCUUCUACCCGCCGGUCAGCAAGCCCCUACUACAAGUAAACAUCGACGCGGACCUCGCGAACGAGCAGAAGCUGUGGCGAAACCCAGGCCAAGACCAGUCCGACUACUUCAACUACGGCUUCGACGAGUUCACGUGGGAGAUGUACCGGCAGCGGCAGCUCAACAUUGCGCAGCAGCAACAGCAGCAAAAGGACGAGCUGGUGCGCAUGCAGCAGACGUUUGGCGCUAUGCCGGGCAUGCCGCAGAUGCCGCAGAUGGCGGGCCCAGGGCCGGGGAAUCCACCUACGGGACCUGGUGGCGCGCCGUCGGGCCCGGCUGCGGGGAUGGGUGGCAUGGGCGCGCAGGCUCAGGGCGGCAUGAUGGACGAGCAGCAGAUGCAGAUGAUGAUGCAGCAAAUGGCCGCUCAGGGCAUGGAUCCGAGUCAAAUGGACUUUGGGUCUUUUAUGCAAAUGAUGCAGGGGCAGGGCAUGGGUGGUGGGUUCGGCGGGCCUGGAGGCCAGCAGGGUGGCGGUGGCGGAGGAGGAGGAGGUGGUGGUGGUGGCUUUCAGCAGGGAAACCAGGGCGGAGGAGGCAGAGGCGGACGGGGAGGAAGGGGGAGAGGGUGGUAG
Messenger RNA from Dothidotthia symphoricarpi CBS 119687, 1158 nucleotides. RefSeq lists its product as uncharacterized. Bases 172 to 1158 code for a protein of 328 amino acids. Lineage: Eukaryota; Fungi; Ascomycota; Dothideomycetes; Pleosporales; Dothidotthiaceae. The record is from RefSeq and is a predicted model, not a curated record. Gene Ontology annotation, cellular component: mRNA cleavage and polyadenylation specificity factor complex. The transcript is spliced from 3 exons. Gene Ontology annotation, molecular function: RNA binding.